AUGACAGAGUUUUGUAAAAGUUAUAUACAAGUGAACAUAUUCGGUAAAACUCUCCAACAGUUGCGUGACAACAACACGGAUUUGCACAAAAUAUUGGUGAGUUUUGAAAAAACCCCCCAAUUUGUGUCGCAUUUUUCGAGAAAUCAGGCUGCUUCCAGAUGAAUAUUGGCUGUGAUCAAAUAUGGUUGGGUGAUAUGCCGUUGUAUUUACAAAGUUCUGGAAAAACUUAUGGAGAUGUGACCUCUAUUCUAAAUACAUCUUUGUCUGAUGAUAGUUCACCUAAACAUUCGACUCCACAAACAUCGAGAGUUCCACCACCAAAUUUAUCUUCUAUUAUCACCAAAAUACUAUCAAAAAUAGGUCAUAGUAGUGAUGAUCUGGAUAUUCAACCCAAGGUUUUUAAACUUGUCGCAAAUCUUCUCAAAUCGGUUGUUGAUAUCAUUUGUGAAACUGAAACUCAAGCGAUUUUUGAUUCUUUCCAAUCCGCUUCUUCCAGUGAACAAAUGUAAGAUUUGGAGUCUAAAUAUAGUCAUAAAUUUAUUCUAUUUAUUUCCAGAUGUUCCAAUAAUAUCACACAAAUCAACAUCGAGAAGGAUUUCGAACUGGAUACUCUAAUUCUAAGUACAACAAUAAAUCAAGAUCAGAAAUUUCCAAGAUGCUCGACACCACGAGAUUCGAGAAUUGGAAGAAUUUUAACACUUGGAGCAUCGCUGUCGAAAAUUGCAUCGGAAACUUCGACUGAAGAAUUUCUUGAAAUAACUGGAUCAAUAAACCAAUCAAUGGAAAUAAUAAUGGAAAAUAAUGAGGAGACUGAAGUUAUGCCAAUUUCUGAUAGUUUUGAUAUUCAAAACAAGGAUAUUGAUGUUGUAUCAGAUGGAAUUGAGAAUGAUUUAUCGAAUUUCGAAGAUUGUGGAAAUGCUUCAUUCCAAGUUGCUUCUUCCAAUCAACAAGAUUUAGAAUGUAUAUCAAAUCUUCUCAAAUCUGUUGUUGAUAUUAUUUGUGAAACUGAAACCGAGUGUGAUUUUUCGAUUCUUGAAGAUUGUCAGAAUCUUACAUUUGCUUCUGUUUCUUCUGAUUUCAAUUCGUGAGUUUUUUUAUACUCAAUUUUUAGUAAUUUAAAAAUUUACAGCAAUGCUAAAUCUUCUGAAGAACUUCCAAUGUUUUAUGGACCACAUCCUGCUAUUAGACAUUCUGAAAUUGAAACAAAACCAACAGGAAAUAUAGUUGAGACAAAACCAAGAAUUUUGACGAAUCAAAGUGUUCAAAAUUUGAAAAUUCCGGAAAAAUCAAUUGAAAAUGAAAAUGAAAAAGAAAGAAAACCAUUGAAAAGAACAAUAUCUGAAAUUCGAAGAAAUCGAAGAAAAGCAAUGAAAUUAUUGAGAAAUAAUACUGUUGUUCCAAAUUUUGAUGAACGACAAUAUUCAAAUCAAUUUGAGAGCAAAAUCUCAAUUCCACGUGUAAAAUCUAGAAUUUCUGAAAUGGAUUAUGAUAAUUUAUCAUAUCAAAGUAUUCCCGAACAGAUUGAAAAUCAAAAUUCAACACAAUUUCCGAUAUUUGAUGAUUCUGAACGAGUUUUCACAGAUUUGACACCAUUUACAUCGGAUGGAGAACAAUAUUGUGAAAUUGAACAAGAUUUCUUUGAAAUGGCUGAAAAUCGAUUGAAUUCUGAAAGAACAAAUCAAAAUGAGGAUAGUUUGAUGUAUAAUAAUAAUAAUAAUGAAGAUGAAGAUGGAAAUGAACAAGAAAGUUGGGUUGAUCAAAAUAUUGAAUUAGAUUUGGAUGAAGAAGAAGAAGAAGACGACAGAGGUGGAAAUGAGGAAGAAGAUGGUCAAAAUGACAGUCUUCUCAGUGCGGCUGUCAAUGAUUUAUCUGAAAAUGAAGAGGAAGAGGAAGAGCAAAAAGUUAAAACAUCAAGAAAAAAAGAUCUGUCAAAGUUCACUUCAUCUCAUAAAAUGCGAAUUUGAGGUAACUAUUAGAGAUGUCCAUCUUUUAUGAAAUCAUUUUGUUGUUUUUUAGGGUUGCAAAGCAAAAUACAAAUGGAGACCGAAAUAUGGAAAAUUACGCCUGUUGGAUCAUUCAAUCAAACAUUGUCCAACAGAUGAAUAUGAUUGUAAUUUUUGUGAUUUCAAAUCUGAUUCAAUUCGAGCAAUUCGAGCUCAUGAAAAUGUGAAACAUGUUGAUAAAGGAAAAAUGAAUGUGAAAGAGGUUCUCAAGUCAAAAAUCAGUCACGAAGAGUUGAAAAUCAUUUGGGAAAAAUGUUAUAAAGGUAUCAAUAAUUCGUUUUCCCAUUUUCCAUUAGCAAAUUUAUUUUUUUUUCCAGAAAAUCUUCAUCUUGUUGGAAAACCUAAUAAUUAUUCUUGUUAA
This is a messenger RNA of Caenorhabditis angaria, 2364 nucleotides long. The record is from the annotation of a GenBank genome assembly. NCBI's taxonomy places the organism in Eukaryota, Metazoa, Nematoda, Chromadorea, Rhabditida, Rhabditidae.